Vitis riparia (riverbank grape) is the source of this 2331-nucleotide messenger RNA. RefSeq names its product protein ENDOSPERM DEFECTIVE 1-like. Bases 167 to 2023 code for a protein of 618 amino acids. The record is from RefSeq and is a predicted model, not a curated record. Gene Ontology annotation, molecular function: microtubule binding. Lineage: Eukaryota; Viridiplantae; Streptophyta; Magnoliopsida; Vitales; Vitaceae. Gene Ontology annotation, cellular component: nuclear microtubule; cytoplasm; centrosome. The transcript has 7 exons. Gene Ontology annotation, biological process: spindle assembly; centrosome cycle.
UAGUGUGAAUCUCUUCCUCACGGAAAGGAGAAGAAGAGGAGAAGAAGAAGAAAAGAGUGGUCCACUUCUUCAUCAUCAUCCUAUUCCCUUGAUUACGUUCUUCAUUUUUGCCAAUCUCUUCAUCGCCCUCUUCGCUAUUCAUGCUCUUUCACAUUCAGGGGAAACAAUGAGUGAGACAAUGGUAGAAGUGAAUGCACCAGUGCAUCAAGGUGGACCCACCAACAGCUCCACUGGGGCGGUUCCUCUGCCCCCACGCCGCCCUAGGGUUAGGGAAGUAAGCUCUAGGUUCAUGUCUCCGGUGGUUUCUUCUUCAUCCUCCGGUGAUCUUCAUCUCCUCAAUGGCAAGUCUCCAAUUUCAAAGCCUACAGAAUUUCACUCCAGGCAGCAACAGCAGCAGCGCUCCACCUCUGCGCAGAGGCGGCGGCAGAACCAGGAAUUAGAACCUUUAUCUUGUGCAGAUGAGAAUAGGCCUGAGACGGCUCGGAGCUUGGAAACCCCAUUUGUAUCACAGUGUAAAGCUCCCUUGAUGUCUUCACAGAGGAAGCAACGGGUGGUGAAGCUUUUCAAGGAGAAUGGAGGAAGAGGGGAGCAGCAGCUUCCAGAUGGCCUGCGCUCGAAAGUAUGCGAUGGUGGAAAGCCGAUAGGAAGAAGUACUAAUGGUGUUGCUUCUUUGAGGCCUGAUACACCAAUUGUCAGUAGUAGUAUGGAUAGGAUUGUUUCAUCAAGAUUCAGGCUUAUGACACCAAAUUCUCACCGGUCCAGCAAUGCCAGUGCCAUGCCUGCAGCCAGUGCUGCUACAAAGCUGUUGCAAUCAAGUGGGAUGUCAUUAUCAACUCAAACCUCUAGUGUAGGCGGUAAGGUUGACGGGGUCUCAUCCCAGCAAGAAACUUGUGCAAACCCUUCUUCAUUGGUUGAUGACAAUGAUGAUAAAAUUGACCAAAAAAUUGCCCAAACCCGUGCUAAUGAACCGGCGUUGAGUGAUUCAGAAUCAUGCAGCAGUAUCAUUCAAGGGAUUAAACCUAUUAGUUCUUCAAGUCCUGUUCAAAACUGCAAGACACGGUCUCAUAAUGAAUUGCGCUCUUCCAUGCCUGAGGCUGAUAUGUUGCCAACCAUGUCCACUAGAUUGCUUGCUGAGAGAAAUUGUGGCAGGGGUAAUGUCAAUGGAGCUGAGUCUUCGAAAUUCUCUGCUUCCCCUUUCUCCCGUUCUCUUAAUUUGACGCCAUCAAGUUCUGAUCAGUCCUUGUUCCAUUCUAUCAAAACCAGUGAAAAACUAGCAUCUGUUUUGUCCAAGCCUCAUACAAACUCCAUGAAGAAUGGGAGCAUUUAUCUGCCUCCACUUCCUCCAUGCACAAAGCCCGGGACAGAUGCAAGAAAGGGAAGGAAAGUUUCCGGUCAUCAAGAAGAUGUACAUUCUCUAAAGCUGCUUCACAACCAUUAUCUGCAGUGGAGAUUUGCCAAUGCAAAAGCAGAGGCCACCAUGCAAGCUCAGAGAAGAGAAACCGAGAAAGCACUCUAUUCUCUUGGGGUCAAGAUAUCGGAUCUAUAUGAAUUGGUGAAAGGGAAACGCAUUGAACUUGGCUUGUUGCAAAGAACAAAUAUUUUGGUCACAAUUCUUGAAGCUCAAAUGCCAUUUUUGGAUGAAUGGUCGAUUUUGGAAGGGGAUUACUCUGUUUCUUUAUCAGAAGCAAUUCAAGCCUUGGUGAAUGCCUCACUUCAACUUCCAAUCAGUGGAAACAUACGGGCUGAUAUAAGAGAAGUCAACGAGGCACUGUACUCAGCAACGAAGAUGAUGGAAAUAAUAAUUUCCAAUGUACAAAUGUUUAUGCCAAAGGCUGAAGAAAUGGACAAUUUGGUUUCGGAACUAGCAAGGGUGACUGGUGGAGAAAGAACUCUAUCUGAAGAAUGUGGAUAUCUGCUGUCUAGAACUCAUGCAUUGCAGGUCGAAGAAUGCAGUCUAAGAAGCCAGUUGAUUCAACAACAACGCAGCAGCAGCAGCAGCUGCAGUGAAACCCAGGAACAAUGAGCAUUCUUUCAUCACUACAGAAGGUUAACAGCCAAGAAAUUGACCUAAAAAUUCGACAUUCUUUUCAUGCCUGUUUUCUUCAGUUCCAUGUAUAAAUAAGCAUUCAUUUUGAUGUGAAUGAAAACGAGAGAGUUUGACAAAAAAAAAGCACAGAAGUGAAGUGAGAGAGAGAUGCAAGGUAUAUAGGAAAAAUUCAUCUCUGUUUGAAAGAGAGAGUUGUUGCUUGUAUUUUCAAAAUUACAGAGAAAAUGGUCUCUGAUUGAGAGAGAUCAAGGAAAAAUGAAAAUGGGAUAUUCAAUUCUUUUUCU